Messenger RNA from Ambispora leptoticha, 1473 nucleotides. NCBI's taxonomy places the organism in Eukaryota, Fungi, Glomeromycota, Glomeromycetes, Archaeosporales, Ambisporaceae. The record is from the annotation of a GenBank genome assembly.
AUGGAUAAUAAGACAGUGUCGCUUACUGAGACUUCAGUUGCGGACACCUUAAACCUUGCUUCAAAAUCUAGUUCGUCGUUACCUAUCGCAACAAAUAUUCCUCUUGAAAUCUUUGCGAACAUUUGCAAAUACCUACAGCUUUUCGACUUAUCCAAGUUAACGCGAGUAUGCAAACAAUACAGAAUAUAUUUGAUGUCCCCCGCGAACCAGGAUAUCUGGCGUACAUCACGAUUAGAAUUCCUCAGUUAUCCAAAGCUCCUACCGGAAGGCAUGACAGAACAAGACUUUUUCAAGCUUACGUCAACUAUGAAGGGCUGCCAAUUCUGUGGUACUCGUAAUUCUCAAAUUUCGCUUCACUGGGAGUUCAGGGUCCGCUGUUGUGAUGAAUGCUACCAAACUAAAGCAAUAGAAUUAACUAAGGAUGCUGAUCCCAUUGAGGUUGAUGGCCAAAAGAUACCCGAGGAACUAAAAUCAUGUCUUUCAUAUAAAGAUUCACCAUAUAGAAAUUUACAUUGGCUGCAAGUAGAUUCAUUGUACUUACAACUAUGUAAAACAUUCUGGAUUCCUGAAAUAACUGUUACUGCACAACAAUACGAAAACGUCGCUUGCUCUGAACGUCAGGAAUGGAUCCUCGAAAGACAAAAGAAAAAAGAUUUUUGGUUGAAUGAGGGGCUUGAAGGCUACAAGUCCGCGUUUAAGAAGGAAAUGAUUAAUUGGCAAAAUGAAAUCAAAGAUAGAUUUAACAAAGAAAAAGAUCAUCUACUGGAAGACGUCCUUAAAAGAUAUCCCGCAAAGAAUUUUUUAAAAGAAUACGCGUAUAAAGUAAAUACGGUAGCUUCUCCGAGAUUUUACGGAUUUAAGAUGAACGAAAAUGAUUGGUCUAUUUGGCAUAAUAAUGCGGUAAAUGAGCUUAUAGAAAAAAUUGCAGAGCCACGAAAGAAGGAAAUUCGGGAAAAAAUACGUUCUUUGAUCUCACCUCAGCCAAAGUCAAACGCGCGCGUUGUAAAGAAAGUGCAAUAUUUUAAAAACUAUUAUCCAUUGCGGAAUGAUAUAGAAAUAACCAAAGGAUCGAAUCAAUUCGUCAUAUUGCCCACGGACCCACUUCUAGAAUGCUUCAACCUCUGCCCUUCCUAUAUUAAUCCUCCAUAUCAUGACAAUGAUCUGACGAAACCGUGGGAGGAAGAAUUUUUGACGAACACCUUGAUUCCACGACUUCAAGAGGAAGCAUCCAAACGUUCUAAAGGCAUGACAGAGGCAUGGGCGCGACAAUACAAAUGUGCCCGUGAAUUUGGUUUGGAUUCAUUUCAUGUUUUUACUUGUCGUAUUUGCGGCGUCACAUCCCGAGGAACUCGCAUUUUCAGACUUCAGAGCAUUAUGCAGCAUCUUCGAUCGCAACAUCAAAUUUAUGUCCGACAUGCGGAUAAUAUUGGUGUCGAUGCCGAAGAAGCUAUUUAUCAUUUUUGGCGUUCGUAA